AUGUUGCAACUUCUCUCUCACUCGCGCAAUCACUCACUCACUGAUCACCCUCUCUGUCAAUCAUCGUUCUCUAUCACUAUCUCUCCCUUUCAUUUACAUCUUUUUAUACUUUCCUCUUUUCCUUUUUCUUAUUAUAUUUCUUUUUCUUCAUUUCUCUCCCUCCCUUUCUCUCUCUCUCUCUCUCUCUCUCUCAACCCGUCUUUCUAUCACAAUUCUCUAUGUGUAUCUCCCUUAUUUUUACGUCUUUUUCUUCCUUUCACCUUUCCUUUUAUCUUCCUCUCUCUUCGUUUCUCCCUCCCUUCCCUCACUCUCUAUAUAUAUCUCAAGCCUUCCCUCUAUCAGCAUUCUCUCUCUCUCUCUCUCUCUCUACUUACUCGUCUUUUGGGUCUUUUCACCUUUUAUUUUCCUCUCUUUUUUUUCUCCAUUCAUUUUUCCUCUCUGUCUCUCUCUCGCUCUCUAUCUCUUACUUUUAUACCAUUUUAUUCCUUUCCCUUCCCUUUUUAUAAUUAUCUUGCUCUUUUCUUCUCUCCUUCCUCUCUCCUCUCUCUCUCUCCUCCCUCUCAACCCGUCUUUCUAUCACAAUUCUCUAUUUGUAUCUCCCCUUAUUUUUACGUCUUUUUCUUCCUUUCACCUUUCCUUUUAUCUUCCUCUCUCUUCCCUUCCUCUAUCAGCAUUCUCUCUCUCUCUCUCUCUUUUCUUCUUUUGGGUCUUUUCACCUUUUAUUUUCCUCUCUCUUUUUUUCUCCAUUCAUUUUUCCUCUCUGUCUCUCUCUCGCUCUCUAUCUCUUACUUUUAUAUCAUUUUAUUCCUUUCCCCUUCCCUUUUUAUAAUUAUCUUGCUCUUUUCUUCUCUCCUUCCUCUCCCUCUCUCUCUCUCUCCCUCCCUCUCAACCCGUCUUUCUAUCACAAUUCUCUAUGUGUAUCUCCCUUAUUUUUACGUCUUUUUCUUCCUUUCACCUUUCCUUUUAUCUUCCUCUCUCUUCGUUUCUCCCUCCCUUCCCUCACUCUCUAUAUAUAUCUCAAGCCUUCCCUCUAUCAGCAUUCUCUCUCUCUCUCUCUCUCUCUUACUCGUCUUUUGGGUCUUUUCACCUUUUAUUUUCCACUCUCUUUUUUUCUCCAUUCAUUUUUCCUCUCUGUCUCUCUCUCGCUCUCUAUCUCUUACUUUUAUAUCAUUUUAUUCCUUUCCCCUUUCCUUUUAUAAUUAUCUUGCUCUUUUCUUCUCUCCUUCCUCUCCCUCUCUCUCUCCUCCUCUCUCAACCCGUCUUUCUAUCACAAUUCUCUAUGUGUAUCUCCCUUAUUUUUACGUCUUUUUCUUCCUUUCACCUUUCCUUUUUCUUCCUCUGUCUUCGUUUCUCCCUCCCUUCCCUCACUCUCUAUAUAUAUCUCAAGCCUUCCCUCUAUCAGCAUUCUCUCUCUCUCUCUUACUCGUCUUUUGGGUCUUUUCACCUUUUAUUUUCCUCUCUCUUUUUUUCUCCAUUCAUUUUUCCUCUCUGUCUCUCUCUCGCUCUCUAUCUCUUACUUUUUAUAUCAUUUUAUUCCUUUCCCUUCCCUUUUAUAAUUAUCUUGCUCUUUUCUUCUCUCCUUCCUCUCCUCUCUCUCUCUCUCCCUCCCUCCUCUCAACCCCGUCUUUCUAUCACAAUUCUCUAUUUGUAUCUCCCUUAUUUUUACGUCUUUUUCUUCCUUUCACCUUUCCUUUUAUCUUCCUCUCUCUUCGUUUCUCCCUCCCUUCCCUCACUCUCUAUAUAUAUCUCAAGCCUUCCCUCUAUCAGCAUUCUCUCUCUCUCUCUCUCUCUCUUACUCGUCUUUUGGGUCUUUUCACCUUUUAUUUUCCUCUCUCUUUUUUUCUCCAUUCAUUUUUCCUCUCUGUCUCUCUCUCGCUCUCUAUCUCUUACUUUUAUAUCAUUUUAUUCCUUUCCCCUUCCCUUUUUAUAAUUAUCUUGCUCUUUUCUUCUCUCCUUCCUCUCCCUCUCUCUCUCUCUCCCUCCCUCUCAACCCGUCUUUCUAUCACAAUUCUCUAUGUGUAUCUCCCUUAUUUUACGUCUUUUUUUCUUCCUUUCACCUUUCCUUUUUUAUCUUCCUCUCUCUUCGUUUCUCCCUCCCUUCCCUCACUCUCUAUAUAUAUCUCAAGCCUUCCCUCUAUCAGCAUUCUCUCUCUCUCUCUCUCUCUCUUUACUCGUCUUUUGGGUUUUUUCACCUUUUAUUUUCCUCUCUUUUUUUCUCCAUUCAUUUUUCCUCUCUGUCUCUCUCUCGCUCUCUAUCUCUUACUUUUAUAUCAUUUUAUUCCUUUCCCUUCCCUUUUUAUAAUUAUCUUGCUCUUUUCUUCCCUCCUUCCUCUCCCCCCCUCUCUCUCUCUCUCUUUCUCAAUCUUUCUCUCUAUCGUUCUUACCUCAUCUAUCUAUCUAUCUAUCUAUCUAUCUAUUAUUUUUUUUCAUAUCUAUCUAUCUAUCUAUCUAUCUAUCUAUCUAUCUAUCUAUUUAUGUCUGUUCAUUUCUCUCGCUAUCUAUCUAUCUAUCUAUCUAUCUAUCUAUUAG
Molecule: messenger RNA, 2529 nt
Organism: Acanthosepion pharaonis
Lineage: Eukaryota; Metazoa; Mollusca; Cephalopoda; Sepiida; Sepiidae
Source: the annotation of a GenBank genome assembly